GCUCGGAAGCAUGUUUAAGCGGCGUGUGAAAUCACAGCAUACUCAUCGAUCGCGAUAUCGGUUUCUGCCGGUGGUGGUGCUGCUAGUGCUAGCCCAAUGGUGCCUACUAAACACAGCCGUUACGGCCGAAUCUACCGAUAUCGAGCUCGAUGCGAAGGCGAACAAAAUCCAUCAGAUCGAUUCGCUCAAUCUGUUGCUUUACACCUUCCUGCUAACGUUGACGGUGCUAACGAUAUGGUUAUUUAAACAUAGGCGCGUUUCAUGGCUGCACGAAACGGGUCUGGCCGUUAUAUAUGGCCUCAUUGUGGGCGCCAUUAUCCGUUAUGCAGGAACCACCACACCAAUCAUUCACGUUUCCGUGGAAGCCGAACCGGAUGCCAAGUUCAACCAAAGCCUCCCACCGGACACGUUAUGGCUCAAGUUUCCGGGAAAUUUGCCGCACGGUUCCGAUCAACCGGUAAAAGCAAACAAAACGUACACGUACAGCUUUCGGGGCGAGCUGGGCAAUGUGGAAGAGAACGAGAUCGAUCUGAAGGCGACGUUUGAUCCGGAAAUCUUUUUCAACAUCAUCCUGCCACCGAUCAUCUUCCAUGCCGGUUACAGCUUAAAGAGGAAAUAUUUCUUCCGUAACCUCGGAGCGAUUUUAAUGUUUGCCAUCAUCGGUACGACCCUGUCGGCGUUUUUAAUUGGUGCACUAAUGUACGGAUUCGUCCAGCUGAUGCCAAAGCUAAAGUCGAGCUUUACGUUUCUGGAUACGCUGUACUUUGGGGCCCUUAUUUCUCCUACGGAUCCGCUUACCAUUUUGGCGAUCUUUAGCGAUAUGCAUGUGGAUGUUAAUCUGUAUGCGCUUGUGUUUGGUGAAAGUGUACUGAACGAUGCCGUUGCGAUCGUGCUCAGUGGUGCAAUCCAAAACUACGGCGAACAUUACUCGAGCAAUGGUGAAUUUGAAGGGCAUGCGUUUUUACGAUCGUUGGGCGAUUUCUUUAGCGUGUUUGCCUUUUCACUGUUAAUCGGUGCAUCGAUGGGGUGCGUUACGGCCAUGAUGACCAAGUUUACAAGGAUACGAGACUUUCCACUGCUGGAAUCGGCCUUGUUUGUACUGAUGUCGUACAGUACGUUUUUAAUUGCUGAAGCGGCUGAGUUGACCGGAGUUGUUGCUGUACUGUUUUGCGGCAUCUGUCAAGCACAUUACACGUACAACAACCUUUCGGAUGACUCCCGGACACGGACGAAGCAGAUAUUUGAGUUGCUUAAUUUUCUUGCUGAAAACUUCAUCUUCUCGUACAUCGGUGUGUCCAUGUUUACCUUCCCCAAGCAUCAUUUUGAUCCGCUGUUCAUUUUUACCGGAUUUAUGUGCGCGGCUAUUGGGCGUGCUGUAAAUAUUUAUCCCCUUUCAGCGUUGCUGAACAUUGCUAGAAAGCCAAAGAUUUCGUGGAACUUUCAGCACAUGCUGUUCUUUGCAGGAUUACGUGGUGCAAUGUCUUUCGCACUUGCGAUUCGUAACACGGUGUCCGAUGCAAGACAGGCUAUGCUAACGACAACGUCAUUGAUUGUUAUUACUACCGUUAUCAUCCAGGGAGGUGCCGCUAACUUCCUGCUAAACUGGUUGAAUAUACCUGUUGGCGUUGAUGAUGAAACGGAAGUUCUACCCUAUCAAGGCGUUCGUAGCGUGUACAAUUCGAUGGAGAACACAGCUGGGUCGAUCGACGUUGGUUUAAAUCUGAGUCAGCUGCAAGUGAAUAGGCGAGCAAGCUCUUUGGAUUUGGAAAAUCCAGAUAGUGAGGGUGCCACCACACCGGGAGGAACACGAAGAGGGCACGAAAAGGCUGUCCUGGCACGACUGUGGGGAAACUUCGAUACAAGGUAUAUGAAACCAUUGCUGACCCAUUCGAGGCCGACAUUGCUCGAAACGUUACCCGUUUGCUUGAGCCCAUUGGCUCGUUUGCUCACCACAACCGAGCAGCUGACGCAGGAUGGUCCAACGCGCCGUUCGGAUUCCGAUUCCGACCUAUGCAUCGAUGACGAUGAUCGUGCUUCGCGCGGUGGCCCCACUGAUGGUAGCGGUCGCAGGAACUCAAUCAAUCGCUUAGAAAUUAUGGACGACAAUGAGCAUGGCACGUUCCGCGUUGCAUCCUCUGCCACUAUUGCCAACCGCAUCAUACAGCAGGGAAGAAGGGCCAGUGGAAAAAUAUUCCACUUCUAA
Messenger RNA from Anopheles maculipalpis, 2203 nucleotides. RefSeq names its product sodium/hydrogen exchanger 7 (gene Nhe3). Gene Ontology annotation, biological process: regulation of pH; sodium ion transport; proton transmembrane transport. Bases 11 to 2203 code for a protein of 730 amino acids. Gene Ontology annotation, cellular component: recycling endosome; membrane. Lineage: Eukaryota; Metazoa; Arthropoda; Insecta; Diptera; Culicidae. The transcript is spliced from 15 exons. Gene Ontology annotation, molecular function: sodium:proton antiporter activity. The record is from RefSeq and is a predicted model, not a curated record.